This is a messenger RNA of Cryptomeria japonica (Japanese cedar), 795 nucleotides long. RefSeq names its product F-box/kelch-repeat protein At5g60570. The record is from RefSeq and is a predicted model, not a curated record. The coding region runs from base 1 to 795 and encodes 264 amino acids. The transcript has a single exon. Gene Ontology annotation, biological process: negative regulation of cytokinin-activated signaling pathway; regulation of phenylpropanoid metabolic process. NCBI's taxonomy places the organism in Eukaryota, Viridiplantae, Streptophyta, Pinopsida, Cupressales, Cupressaceae. Gene Ontology annotation, molecular function: protein binding.
AUGAAUCUCGUUAGCGCAGCCACCAAUAAUCAGAUCUUUCUACCGCAAGUCAAUCAGACGAAAGAAGGGUUUUAUUCAUACGAUACUGUAGCGGGCCGCUGGAAAUCUGUAGAGCUGCCCCCAGGAAAACGCUGCAGGAGAUUUUGCUGCGCCGAAAUGAAUGAAUUCGUCUACCUUUGUGGCGGGCUUAUAAAUUUCACCGGAGAAGCUUCUAGAAGCGCUCUUCGUUACGACAGCCGAAACAAUCGAUGGGAAAAGCUUCCGGACAUGAUCAUGCCAAGAAUUGAUUGUGCAGGUGUGAGAAUGAAUGAUAAAUUCUACGCUAUAGGUGGAUAUUGCCAUUCCCCUCGUGGUUUUCCCCAGAUUCAUGUUUCGGCAGAAAGAUUCGAUCCAGCGACCGGUAAGUGGACGCUGUUGCCGAAUUUCUGCACAAGAGGGUUAAGAUAUGCGGAGGAUUCGGCCAUCACAGAAUCUGAUUUUGCUGUUGUGGAGAAUAAGAGGCUAUUUGCGGUGCAACCUCAGUCGAACGAGGUGAUGGAGUUGGAUGGUGUCAAGGAGGAAUGGAGGCAUUUGGGAUACAUUGGAGGCGUUUGUGAGAUGCGUGAUUGUGGGACUAAUUAUAAAAUCCUGGGCGUUGGAAGUGAGGUGUGGGCGAUCCAGUACAGGGUGGGGAAAUCAAUAAAGAUUUAUACGUGCAAGCCUGGAGAAUUAGAGGGUUUAAUAUGGAGGCAAAUCGAUGUGGGAGGAUUGGAGAGAUUCGAUCAUGUUUUAACAGGCACAACAUUAGAAGUAUAG